Molecule: messenger RNA, 823 nt
Organism: Orbicella faveolata
Lineage: Eukaryota; Metazoa; Cnidaria; Anthozoa; Scleractinia; Merulinidae
Source: RefSeq, a predicted model, not a curated record
AUCACCCCUGGAUGGUAUCGCUUCACUGGUGUUUCUGGUAACCCAAAGAUGCCCACUACAUGCCCACCUGUGCGUCGUUGUGGUACUCAUGCCCCAGGAUGGAUCAAAGGACUACAUCCUUCUGUGGCAGACGGUCAAGUGACUCGGGAAGUUUGUUAUCAUUGGUCAAACAAUUGCUGUCGGUGGAAAAACAACAUCAAAGUCAAGAACUGUGGUGCCUUUUACGUGUAUGAGCUGCAAAAAACGCCUGCAUGCUCGCUUCGAUACUGUGUUGCAUCUAAUGACCCAUGCAGCAACUACAAGAGCCUCAAUGCAGCCGACCGCCUCGAAUCUUACACUGGACAAAGCCCAGUUCGAUGUGAUCAGAGAGAUAUCACCCCUGGAUGGUAUCGUUUUACUGGUGUUGCUGGUAACCCAAAGAUGCCCACUACAUGCCCACCUGUGCGUCGUUGUGGAACGCAUGCCCCGGGAUGGAUCAAAGGACAACAUCCUUCUGUGGCAGACGGUGAAGUGACCCGUGAAAUUUGUUAUCACUGGUCAAACAAUUGUUGUCGGUGGAAAAACAACAUUAAAGUCAAGAACUGCGGUGCCUUUUACGUGUAUGAGUUGCAGAAAACGCCUGCAUGUUCGCUUCGAUACUGUGUUGCAUCUAAUUCUAAUAACCCAUGCAGCAACUACAAGAUCCUCAGUGCAGCCGACCGCCUCGAAUCUUUCACUGGACAAAGCCCAGUCCGAUGUGAUCAGUGAGAUAUCACCGCUGGAUGGUAUCGCUUUACUGGUGUUGCUGGUAACCCAAAGAUGCCCACUACAUGUCCACCUGUGC